Molecule: messenger RNA, 1791 nt
Organism: Rotaria sordida
Lineage: Eukaryota; Metazoa; Rotifera; Eurotatoria; Philodinida; Philodinidae
Source: the annotation of a GenBank genome assembly
AUGGAUGAUCCAUCAGUGGAUGUAAAUCCAACUGUUCCUUCGGGAACUAGUAAUACACCACCAACAGCAAAUGUAUCUUUAGCUGAUUUAGAUACAUUUGUUAAUUAUUUAAAACGUGUUUGUGCACCAAUACUUGAUUCAUCACUUGAAAAUACAAAUGAUAUUGAACGACUUUUUACAGAUCGUUCAUCAAUUGAUUGUAUUAAAAAAUUUAUAAGUGAUGUUCAAUGUCAAACAAUACUUAUUUCAAAAACAAUAACAGUUAAAGAAGAUCCAACAUUAACUGAAACUGAUCCAACAACAAAUUCAUCUGGUGAUACGUUAACAAUAAAUUCAUCAUCAUCAUCAUCAUCAACAUCAUCAUCAUCAUUAAUACCAGAUGGACUUUAUACAUUAUCAACUGAAGUUCAUUAUAUUAAUCCAAAAAUGCUUUCACUUGUUAUUGUUAAACGUGGACAAUUAAUUGAAAGUGAUAAAAAAUUUCAUACACAAUUACGUAUUAUUAAUUUAGUUGAUUCAAGUCCAUAUGAAACAUUACAUGCAUAUAUAUCACAUGUUAUUGGCCCUUAUUUUAAAUCAUAUGUUCGAGAAUCAGGCAAAAGUGAACGUGAUGGUGAUAAAAUGGCACCGACAAUGGAAAAGAAAAUAACUGAAUUAGAAAUGGGUUUACUUCAUUUACAACAAAAUAUUGAAAUACCAGAAGUUAAUCUUGCUAUACAUCCAAUUGUUAGUCAAGUUGCACAAAAAUGUCUUAAUGAAAGUCGUCGUCCUAAAGUUGAUGAUUUUAGUGAAUAUUUAGAUAAUACAGAAUUUCUUAAUUCACUUCAAUCACAUGUUAAUCGUUGGGUUAGAGAAAUUCAACGUGUAACUAAACUUCAUGAAGAUUCAAUGAAAGGUUCAACACGACAAGAAAUAUCAUUUUGGCUUAAUCUUGAACGUGCAUUAACACGUAUACAAGAAAAACGUGAAUCAGUUGAAGUACAAUUAACAUUUGAUAUACUUAAAACAGUUAAACGUUUUCAUGCAACUGUUGGUUUUGAUAAUGAUACAGGUUUAAAAUCAGCUAUGGAUACAGUUAAAGAUCAUAGUGUAUUAAUGAAAGAUUUUCCUAUUAAUGAUCUUUUAUCAGCAAAUGAAUUAGAUAAAAUUCGUACAGCAUUAACAACAAUAUUUCAACAUUUAAAAAAACUUCGUAGUACACGUUAUCCAGUUAGUCGUGCUGGACGUUUAAUGGAAGCUGUUUCACAAGAUUUAAUGCAACAAAUGCUUAAAGUAUUAAAUACAUAUCGUUUAAUGCAUAUUGGUUAUACUGAUUUUGAACGUAUUGUUAAAGCAUGUGAUGAUGUUUUUGCAACAUGGGAUGAUGAAUAUGAACGUUUAUCAACACAAGUACGUGAUGUACGUCGUACAGCACGUACAAGUGAUGUUAGAAUGGCAUGGCGUGUAUCAUUAUCACAUAAAAAAUUACAACAACGUUUAGAUCAUAUGAAACGUUUUCGUAAACAACAUGAACAACUUCGUUCAGUUAUUGAUAGAGUUUUACUUCAACCAGUACCAACACCACUUCAACCACAAACAUCAAUUAAUGAUGAACAAGAUAAAGAUAAUAUUCAAACAUCAACAAAUGGACCAUCAAAUGAAACUCGUACAACAGUAACAGCUGCAAAUGUUUUAAAUGAUGUUAAUGCUAUUGAUGAAGUUAAUAUGGCAUAUGAAAGUGUUAAAGAAAUUGAUGCACUUGAUGUUAGUAAAGAAGGACAAGAUGCAUGGGAAAUGGCUAUGAAACGGUAA